This is a messenger RNA of Pomacea canaliculata, 6014 nucleotides long. Its product is annotated as structural maintenance of chromosomes protein 1A-like. Gene Ontology annotation, cellular component: nucleus; cohesin complex; chromosome. Gene Ontology annotation, biological process: sister chromatid cohesion. The transcript has 28 exons. NCBI's taxonomy places the organism in Eukaryota, Metazoa, Mollusca, Gastropoda, Architaenioglossa, Ampullariidae. Gene Ontology annotation, molecular function: ATP hydrolysis activity; protein binding; ATP binding. The record is from RefSeq and is a predicted model, not a curated record. Bases 162 to 3905 code for a protein of 1247 amino acids.
AUGUUCUCGCGUGAGAAUACGAGAUAUCAACACUGACAUUAUCGCGGUAAAAUGUUUUGCUGGUAUGAUUAAAGUUUUGUGCUAAGUAGGGAAGAUAACCUUUUACCAUUGAGCAAAAAGACCGGAAAUUGUAGGAAAUCGUGUCUGGAAAUAUAUGCAUUAUGCCUGGAUAUCUCAAAUACAUCGAGGUUGAAAAUUUCAAAUCUUACCGAGGACGCCAAACCAUCGGCCCUUUUAAGCGUUUCACAGCAAUCAUCGGACCAAAUGGAUCUGGCAAAUCCAAUUUGAUGGACGCAAUCAGUUUUGUAUUGGGAGAGAAGACCUCAAAUCUUCGUUCAAAGAGACUGCCGGAUCUUAUUCAUGGAGCCCCAGUCGGCAAACCAGCUGCAAAUUCUGCAUCAGUGACUGCUGUAUAUGCUGAAACAGACAGUGAUCAUGAAGUCCACUUCACUCGAUCUAUCAUUGGCAAUGCUUCAGAACACCGAGUUAAUGGAAAGGUGGUAUCCAUCAGCCAGUAUGCUGCAGAGCUUGAGAAGAUUGGAGUCUUAGUCAAGUCCAAAAACUUCCUUGUCUUCCAGGGUACUGUUGAGAGCAUUGCUAUGAAAAAUGCAAAGGAAAGAACAGCCAUGUUUGAGGAAAUUAGCAGGUCAGGGGAACUUAAGGAAGAGUAUGAAGGGGCACGAACUGAAAUGUUAAAGGCUGAGGAGGACACUCAGUUUAAUUACCAUAAGAAGAAAGGUAUUGCUGCGCAGAAAAAAGAGGCAAAGCUGGAAAAAGAAGAAGCAGAAAAAUACCAGCGGUUAAAUAUAGAGCUGGCUGAGAGUCAGCUGCAUUUACAACUGUUUAAACUGUACCACAAUGAACGUGAGAUUGAUGAAAUCGUAGAGGAGCUAAACAAGAAAAAUAACCUGCUUGAUAAGGAGACUAAAAAGCGAGACCGCAUUGAAGAAGAGAUCAAAGAAAAGAAACGAGAGCAGGGAAAGAUCAGCCGCGAGUACACAAAGAUUGACCAGCAGAUAAAAGAGUCGGAAGUGGAACUAAACAAAAAGAGACCUCUGUACAUUAAAGCUAAAGAGAAGACAACCCACAUGCAAAGAAAGGUGGAAAAUUCAAGGCGAUCUUUAAAGCAAGGAAGAAAGAAGCAUGAAAACCACGAGCAGAUUAUCAAAGAGAUGGAGAGAGAGCUGGAAGAAGUGGAGCAUCUACGACAGGAAUUUGAGGAGCGCAUGGAGGAAGAAUCACAAUCACAGGGCCGAUCUCUACAGCUGGAGGAGAGUCAGGUACAACAGUACAACAGACUGAAGGAAGAGGCAGGCCGUCGUGCAGCUAAAUACUUGCAGGAACUAGAGUCUAUCAACCGGGAACAAAAAUCUGAUCAAGAUCGAUAUGACAAUGAAGUUAGGAAAAAGAACGAGCUGAUGGCCAAGAUCAAACAGAAGGAGCAUGAGAUGGAAGAAAAUAAAAAGCGUGUGGAAAAGCUACAGGAGUACAUCAAGUCCAGUACAUUGGCCCUGCAGGAACAAAAGGAAGGUGAAAAGGAAUUGGGUAGCGAGGUUGGGGCUGCGAGUGGUCGGCUAGAAGAGAUUGAUGCCGAGUUGACCAGUAUUCAGGAACAGCUGGGAGAGGCCAAGGUUGAUAAACAUGAGUCUGCUCGUGCUAUGAAGAAAGCAGAACUUUUGGAAAAUCUCAAACGUCUUUUCCCAGGAGUGCAUGGCAGACUUAUUGACUUGUGCGAGCCCAGCCACAAGCGGUAUCAGGUGGCCAUUACCAAGGUACUGGGUAAAUACAUGGAUGCCAUUGUGUGUGACUCAGAAAAAACUGCUAAGGAUUGCAUCCAAUACAUGAAGGAGCAGCGCAUAGAGCCUGAGACCUUUUUGCCCCUUGAUUACCUUGAUGUUCGAAGUGUAAAUGAAAAGCUCAGAGAUAUUCGUGAGCCCAAAAAUGUGAAGCUGGUUAUCGAUGUCAUCCGAUAUGAUCCCCCAGUCAUCAAAAAGGCACUUCUGUUUGCCUGCGGCAAUGCCCUGGUUUGUGAAACUGUGGAAGAUGCUCGAAGAGUAGCAUUUGGUGGACCAGAGAGGCACAAGUCAGUAGCUUUGGAUGGCACUCUUUUCCAAAAGUCUGGUGUAAUUUCAGGUGGUGCCAGUGAUCUGAGAGCUAAGGCUAGACGGUGGGAUGAAAAAAUGUUAAACCAGUUGAAGGCCCGGAAAGAAAAACUAAUGGAGGAGCGUAAGGAGGUGAUAAAGAAGCAGCGCAAGGAGAGUGAAUUGAAUACAGUGCGAUCUCAGAUCAAAGGAUUGGAGACUCGUCUCAAAUACUCGCAGAAUGACCUGGAAACAACUAAGAAACAUCUUAAUCAAAACCAGAAAGACCUGAACAUGUACAUGGAAAUGCUGCAGGCCUUUGAUCCCCGCAUGGAGGAGCUUGACCAAAAGAUGUCUCAGCGAGGUGAUGAGCUGCGUCAUUUGAAAGACAAGAUGAAUCGUGUGGAGGAUGAAGUGUUUGCUGAAUUCUGCAUGAUGAUCGGUGUCCCAAAUAUCAGGCAUUAUGAGGAGCGUGAGUUGAGAGCACAACAAGAUCGUGCUAAGAAGAGACUUGACUUUGAGAACCAGAAAUUCAAACUUCAGAACCAGAUAGAGUGUGAGCGGUCCAGCGACACAUGGGAGACUGUUCUAAAGUGGGAGAAGACAGUGCAGAACGAUGAAAAAGAACUAGAGCGAGUGAAAGCAGAAGAGAACAGACAUAUGAGUGUGAUUGACUCCGAAAUGCAGACACAAGAGAGGUUGAAACAGCAGCGGCUGACCCUCAAGUCCCAGAUAGAUGAUAUGGAAGUUGAGAUCGGUGAGAUUCGAAAGCGUCUUUCAGCACAACAGAAGGAGAUAGCAGCCAUGCAGAAAGGCAUCACAUCAUGCGAAACCAAACUGGAGCAGAAACGAGCUGACAGGCACAGCCUACUCAAGAGCUGCAAAAUGGAAGGGAUCAAGCUGCCUAUGCGACAAGGCACCAUGGAUGACAUCAGCAGAGAGGUGGAAACCUCCAGUGCUGUAGACGGCUCUCAAGAAACCCCAACUGACAGCACAAGUACUCAGGGAACUCGGGCCAUGUAUGAGCGGGAGGCACAAAUCCUCAUCGACUAUAGUCUGCUCUUAGAUGACUACAAAGAGCUAGAGGAACCACAAGAUGUUAAAAAGUCUCAGGAACAGCUGUCAAAGGUGGUUUCCGACAAACAGGCACAACUCCAGCGCAUACAGGCUCCUAAUCUGCGUGCAAUGGAAAAGCUAGAUGGAGUGAAAGAGCGGUUUCAAGAAACAUCAGAAGAAUUUGAAAAUGCCCGGCGAAGAGCAAAGAAGGCAAAACAAGUGUUUGAGAAAAUCCGAAAGGAACGCUAUGAUCGCUUCAUGCACUGCUUUGAUCAUGUUGCAACUCGUAUUGAUGACAUUUACAAAUCUCUUGCCAGAAACCAGAGUGCACAGGCUUUCCUGGGCCCAGAGAACCCAGAAGAACCGUACCUGGAUGGUGUCAACUACAACUGUGUGGCUCCAGGCAAGCGAUUCCGACCAAUGGAUAACUUGUCUGGUGGAGAGAAAACUGUGGCAGCCCUGGCCUUGCUCUUUGCGAUUCACAGCUACCAGCCAGCUCCUUUCUUUGUUUUGGAUGAGAUUGAUGCUGCAUUAGAUAACACCAACAUCGGAAAGGUUGCAGCUUAUAUCAGAGAGCAAGCCGAGAGUCAGUUUCAAUGCAUUGUGAUCUCUCUCAAAGAAGAGUUCUACAACAGAGCUGAUGCACUUAUUGGCAUUUAUCCAGAGCAAGGAGACUGUGUAAUCAGCCAGAGUCUGACAUUGGAUCUCACAGAAUAUCCUGACCCACAUGCAGAUGAAGACAGAGAUGAGCACAGCUAUAUGCGAUAGACUUUAUCACCGAUACCACCAUCACCCUACCCCACCCCAAUUUUUUAAUUUUUUUUUUUUGCGGAAUGCACUUGGAGAAUGUAUUGUUCAGAGGCUCUUCAUAGUUCAGAGAGUGCUGUCAGUCAUUUUUCUGUAGGUGCAUGCAUUGUAAGCAUGUGACUGCCAUGUUUUGCAUUUUGAAUUUCAGAAGAUAUAAAUUGUGAUUAUUAAUGUAAAAGUGAAAUCUGCCCAGUUCAUUUUGUACAUUUUUAAGGGUAUAUUUCAUUUUUUUAAAAUCAUUUUAGUACUUUCAUGUUGUUUUACCCUUUUCCCCUUGGUUUGGAGGGAUUAUCUUUAUUUUUUUUAAAUGGUGGCUGACCAAAGUAACAAAUAUGAGUCCUUGUUUUCCUCAGAAACAGUAUGUGGUUGCUAUACAUUUGCGUUAGAUCAGAAUUGAAAAAUUCAACGGUCAUUGAAUCCAUCAUAUUUUUGUGAAGAUUUGGCUUAUUUUAGAACAUAUUGAAAGUAUCAGUUAUUUUUGUCUGAAUUACCCCAAAGAACAAGUUGUUUUUAAAUUUUGGCAAGAAAGAGAGAGAGAGUGUGUGUGUAUGUGCAUAUGCGAGUGUUAAACACAUACGUAUAUAAGAAUAUUUUAACAAGGAAAGGCAGCUUUUAAUAUCGUUCAAUCUGCCACUUGCAUGUAAUACAAUAUGACUAUGAUGUCUUGAAAUUGAUGCUGUCUUAGACCUUGCAUAGUACCCAUGUAAACAAUGCUGUUGUUUGCUGAUCUAGUUAUUCAUGAGGUAAUCAUUAAAUAUAUGUGUGAAUGUUUCAUGUUAAAUAUCACAAUUUCUGUUGUUAUUGCUGUCAUUAUGCCACUGUUAGGGUUGUCUGUCAUUGAUGUCGCAUCACCUAUGUUCAUGUCAUGUUGAUAGUCACCUCCCUCACAGAUUUUCUAUUGGAUUGCGGACUGUGAUCCAGAAAGGUCCAAGGUUGGCUUCAUGUAAGAAGUAUAUCCUCCUUUCUUUUCUUUGUGUGUGGUUUGUUUGCUUUGUUUUUGCCAUUUCCAUUGCUGUUGCAGCUACAGUUUCCUGUGUGGAUUGAAUUCUACUUGUGAAUGCACACAUUGAUUCUUUUGCAAUAAAAGUUUUUCUUUUGUAUUUACCUUCAAAAUUUUUUAUAUAUAACAAGCAAAGUAUCUUUCAAAACCUACCUUUUACCAAUUGCCUAGUAAAAUUAUAAACAUAUGUGACCUCACUUGUGUCUGUGUGUAAUCAUGUGUGACGUAAUCACCUUUUGUACUCAUGUGCUGUUUGAUCAUGGGCAGCAGAACAGUGUCUCUUUGUAGUUUAUACAAAAGUCUUGGCAGUUUGCCCCCUUUUCAUCCUCUUCUAGGGAAUUGUUUAAUGCAAAUUUUAAAAAGUGUAUUCUGUAGUCUCCCUUUGUUUUACCACAUCCUCUGCUGCAAUCUCCACAACAAAUGUCCUCUUCGGAUGAAAAGAAAUAGUUGUUAAACACUGCCCUUUGUUUUAAUCUCAUUGUAAGUAAAUGGCAGUUGUUUGCAGACAGGCACCUAUACUUGUCUUCCUGCAUACCUUUUACUUUAAAAACAAACCCAGGCUAUAGUGUGUCCACCAUGUCCGUACCUGAUUAUAUUUCCUCCUGGUUGCAUCAUGUUGGUAUCACCUGCAAGACAGUUUGAAAGGGGGCUUCAUUGUGGAGCAUUUAAUAUUUUUAAGUUGGGUGCAUAAACGUGUUUUAUUUUGUAAACAUGCAAUAAUGUUUUGUUUCAUUUUCCCUGUCUCAUCUUUGUGAAGAAAUGAUUCCCCAUUAAGAUGUAUUAACUUCAUCACAUGUUCUUGGAUAGAAACUAACACAAAAAUUAAUAGACUUGUUUUUAAAAGGUGACAACAAUUUUUCCUACAUACUCUUUUCUAAGAACUAGGUUUUACUCUUGCAAUAAUUCAUGAAAGUAAGGCUGUCAUGUCUGAUACAAAUUGCUUUCUGUUUACAUAUGGUUGUUUUAUACUUUUUUUUUUUUUUCAUUGUUCAUAUCUGCACCUGGUCAGCGAGUUUAUUGUGAGCAUGGUUUUGUGAGAUAUCUAUCACAAUAAAUAACUGUUAAUGUUU